Messenger RNA from Colossoma macropomum (tambaqui), 1158 nucleotides. RefSeq lists its product as uncharacterized. The transcript is spliced from 3 exons. The record is from RefSeq and is a predicted model, not a curated record. Lineage: Eukaryota; Metazoa; Chordata; Actinopteri; Characiformes; Serrasalmidae. Bases 262 to 969 code for a protein of 235 amino acids.
GUUCUGCACAUGUGCGUCGCGUCAUAGCGGAAGUUUCAACAUGGCGGGAGCUAGAAACUGGUCUUCAGGAGAGACAAAGUUUAUGCUUCAAACUUUAAAAAUAAUCAGCAGGAUGGAUGGCCGUAAAGCUCGUAAUAACGAGCUGUUCAGACAAGUAACUAUAUGAGCAAAUGAACGACAGCGGGUUUACACGAACUAUAGAGCAAAUUAAAAACAGAUGGAAGUUUCUCAAAUCGGCGUAUCACAAAGCUAAAAGCCAGAAUGGUGAAAGCGGCUCCGAUCCGUCCACUUUUCCGUUUUACGAUAUUAUGGACGAAUUCAUGGGAGAUCGACCCCUUGCUAACACGGAUGAAAACAGUGUUGAUGUUGGGUUUGCUGACGAUGGAUACGCUGGAAAACGUUAACAAGGAUUCUAGCCCUGAGGAGUAUGCGGACCAGAUCACCUCUGAUAACUCUGAUAACGCUACCGCUGCCCAGGAAUCUACAUUUGCAAGUGGAACCAGCUCCAGCGUCCAGUCUGAUGAUGGCAGCGAGCAGACCAAUGGGGCUUCACGAAAAAGACCUGGAACAAGAGUUUCCUCUCGUUACGACAAGGCCAUGUGCACUUGGUCAACUGAGCAGCAAUCAUUUCUGGAAAAGAUGCAGGAGGUGCAAAAUGUUUGGAUGGAAAAACAACUGGAGAGAAGCCAACAAGGUGAAGAGAGGCUUCUUGCUAAACUGGUCGAGGAAACCUCACGAUUAAAUGAGCGUCUUGUAGGGCAACUACUAUCAGGUCUUAGUAGCAUCUUUUCCCAGACAAUGAGCAUGCCACCAUUUACCCAGGGUGGAACCGCACAAUUCCAAUACUCCCAUCUCCAACCAUGUCAUCCAUACCCUGACAGCCAAAAUGUUCACCGCUCACAGAACACCCCAUUCUAUAGUGACACUGACAGUUACACUUUCAUAAACAGCACUCAUUAUUUAAACUGAACUAAAGGUUUACACAAUGUAUGCACAAUUUUUUAUUUGUUGCUGCUGACAUUUUUUACAUUCAAAAACAAAUUGUUCACCACACUGUUCUCCUACGGUUAAAGAACAUAACUGUGCCUUAAUAGCUCAAAUUAAGGUAUAGUAUGUUGCACAAAAAUUGCUAUACAAUAAAAUGUGCUUUCACUUAAA